AUAUAAGUACACGCCUUUGCUUCUCUCAAUAUAUUAAUACACUAAUUUAUCUAUUGAAAGUUUCUUUUGGACUACCAAAUCCUCAAGAACAAAAAAAUAUUCCUUCUCUCUUUCCAAAUCCAAAAAGAAACUAAAAAGAUCUACUUUUUUUCUUAAUUGCCUAAAUUAUUCCAAUAAAAAUGGGUUUAAGAGAUAUUGGAUCAACUUUGCCACCAGGAUUUAGAUUCUAUCCUAGUGAUGAAGAAUUAAUUUGCCAUUAUCUUUACAAGAAAAUUGCUAAUCAAGAAGUCAUUAAAGGCACUUUAGUGGAAAUUGAUCUUCAUACUUGUGAACCAUGGCAACUUCCUGAGGUGGCAAAGUUGAACUCCAAUGAAUGGUACUUCUUCAGCUUUAGAGAUCGCAAGUAUGCAACCGGUUUUCGAACAAAUAGGGCCACCAUUUCUGGUUAUUGGAAAGCCACAGGCAAAGAUAGAACAGUGUUUGAUACUCAAACAGCUGCACUCAUUGGCAUGAGAAAGACUUUGGUGUUUUACAAGAAUAGAGCUCCUAAUGGGAUUAAAACUGGCUGGAUUAUGCAUGAAUUUCGUCUCGAAAAUCCCCAUAUACCUCCUAAGGAAGAUUGGGUACUAUGUCGAGUAUUUCACAAAGGUACUAAAGAUGAGAACAAUACUAGUAACAAUCUCAGCUCAGAAAAUAUGUAUGAGACUAGUGUCACAUCUCCAGGAUUUGGUGUAUCUCCUCUCAAUAUGGACAACAGUGGAGCCAUGCCUAAGUUAUUGCCUUAUGGUGGCGGCAGCCAUCGCCCAUCAGCUGCCAAUUUCUCGAAUAACUCUAUCUAUCAAAGUCAGAACUCUAACAAUCUUCAGUUGUCACAAGAGAUAAACAAAGUUCUAGCAAAUGAAAUGGCUCAAUACUCAAAGUGUGGCAAGGAGGAUGAAUUUGGGUUCUUGAAUGACAUGAAUUUUGAAGAAUAUUCAAGUUUACAAGAUGGAGGGGUUAAUUCAUGCCUUAGUGAUAUGCGAUUUGAGGAUGAAAAUAGUUUGGUUUUUAUUUAAAAUUAUUACUCAUAGUAAUUAUUAAUCUGUUGGAUUAUUGUUUGUAGAAAAAAAAAACAGGCAUUUAUUAAAUUAUAUUUGUAGAACAUGUGAAUAUAAACUGCAGUGUUUGGUUGUGAGUAUGAUAAGAUAGACGUUAUAUGAUUGGCUUGGA
Molecule: messenger RNA, 1209 nt
Organism: Lycium barbarum (goji berry)
Lineage: Eukaryota; Viridiplantae; Streptophyta; Magnoliopsida; Solanales; Solanaceae
Product: protein CUP-SHAPED COTYLEDON 3-like
Exons: 3
Coding region: 180-1055 (291 amino acids)
Biological process (GO): regulation of DNA-templated transcription
Molecular function (GO): DNA binding
Source: RefSeq, a predicted model, not a curated record